AUGAAAAAGGUGGGCGAUCACAAUGCCUACAAGUGCGAGCGGUGCUUCUACAAGCCAAUCAGAGACCAAGAAGAACGAGAGAAAGAGGAGCAGAGGGGAAGAGAGGAGGAGAGAAGAGAGGAGGACAGGAGGAGGGAAGAGGAGAGGAGGAGAGAAGAGGAGAGGAAGAGAGAGGCCGAUCAGAAACGAUGGGAGGCAGAACUGAGACCUGCAGACCCUUCACUCAAACCCACAGAGCGAGUGCUCCGGGUUCGAGUGGAGCUCAUCAACCGUAUCGGCGACGCGACCCUGAAAUCUCUCCUCGACGGUCUGCAGAAACCAUCAUCUGAAGGACCCGCCAUCCUCAACCCACGGGAGAGGGACAUGGUCCUGCAGACUCAUCCACUGACCCAGGAUCAGGUGACGUGCCUGGUGGACAUGCUGAGGAACAAGGGGGAGCGCCCGUGCCUGGCCUUCAUCAUGCUCCUCCAGCAGCUGGAAUACGACCUCUGCACAGAACUGGGCUUGUGAAACCAGGAAGUUGUAGUUUAUUAGAAGCAUUUUAGAAUGGAUGUGAAUGUGUCAAAAAACUACAAUUGGAAUUUGAGCUCUGUAGAGAUCGGUGCUUCUGAAACGUGGAAACUCAACGUUGUUUUUAGUCACCUUCCUUCGUAUUGUGUAAAUGAAUUGCAGAUUAUGUAUGUUUUUGAAUAUUUUGUGAAGCAUGGAAUUGACUUGUCAUUGAAAGGUGGAGGAUCCUGCUACUUCCCGUGAAUUUUCUUCUGUGUUUUCAACAUUCGCCAGUCAAUGCUCAAUGUAUGUAAUACACAUAAUGUAAC
Molecule: messenger RNA, 818 nt
Organism: Engraulis encrasicolus (European anchovy)
Lineage: Eukaryota; Metazoa; Chordata; Actinopteri; Clupeiformes; Engraulidae
Exons: 5
Coding region: 1-510 (169 amino acids)
Biological process (GO): regulation of apoptotic process
Source: RefSeq, a predicted model, not a curated record